AUGAAAAUGAGUGAAAACUCUUGUGAAGCCAACAGUUUCUGUGUUGAAGUCAACGGUUGGACCGUUUGGUGCGAAAAGUUUGGUUCGGGACCCAAACCAAUACUUUUAAUACCCGGAGCCAUUGGGACCGGGAGGUCUGACUAUGAAGAACAGUUAGAAGGUGCCGAUGAACUUGAUUAUGAUAAGUUUACAUUGAUUGCUGUGGAGCUGCCCGGUUGGGGCCGAUCCAGACCUCCCGUUAGAAAGUACGGCACCGGUGUCUAUGAUAAUGAUGCUGAAUGUCUUCAUAAACUUAUGCAGGAAUUGAAUUAUAAUAAGUAUUCAAUAAUCGGUUGGUCUGACGGCGCGAAUGUAGCGCUUCGUAUGGCAACUAAAUAUCGACAAUCCGUUGAGUCCUUAAUAUUGGUCUCCGUUUAUACUUAUGUAACAAAUGAUAGUCUGAAAGCAUUGACUUCAUCUCAAAGUGUCGACAAUUGGAGUAAACAAAAACUCAAUUCUUAUCUCCAAAGCUAUGAUAAUAAGGACGUAAUCCAACAGUUGUGGACUAAAUACGUGAGAUUUAUUGAAUACUACAACCAAUACUUUCCCGAAAAUAAAAACAAUUAUCAAUCGAUUAAAUGUAAAACACUUCUCAUU
Molecule: messenger RNA, 636 nt
Organism: Medioppia subpectinata
Lineage: Eukaryota; Metazoa; Arthropoda; Arachnida; Sarcoptiformes; Oppiidae
Source: the annotation of a GenBank genome assembly